GUGACCUGAAGGCGGAAGCUGUCACAUAAACAGAAAGUUAGCAUAAAAGAAAACGCCUGUACUUAAAUUGAUCUUUUUUUUUAAUCUGUUAUCUUGGUAUAUUGUGUAUAAGUGCGUGGUUAGUCAUGGCUUCGAGUCAUGCAAAGGAUUCCAGCUUUUUAGGAGGCAGGAUACCACCAGAAAUAGAGUCAAUGUCGAAAAACCUCAAGGAUGUGGACCAAGAGAUAUUCAGAAAAAUCCUGAAAGCUGUGGUCAGUGCCCUGGAGGGGAAGGACUGCAGAGAAGUGAUGAAGGCGAUAGCAGAGAGCAGUACCAUCCCACAGGAGAGGCUCAGUCACAUCAUAGCUGGGAUGUACAGAGUGCUGUCUGAAGCCAUCCGCAUCCCCACAUCAUCACUCAAACAGGAGGCCUUCAAAGAAGAUCUCCGAGAAUUAAGGAUACCUGAAGACUUUAUCACAGAUUUCUCCAGUGUGGUUUUUGGAAAUCGCCGUGCAGCUUUAGAGGUAGCGACCUCCCAGAAUGAUCCUCACCUGCCCACCAUAGAAGACUUUAAAUGGAGAGUGGAUGUUGCCAUUUCUACAAGUUCUUUAGCCAGGGCGCUGCAGCCUUCUGUGCUGAUGCAGAUUAAACUGUCCGAUGGGAGUUUUCAUCGUUUUGAGGUGCCAGUGUCUAAGUUCCAGGAGCUUCGUUACAACGUGGCAUUGAUUCUCAAAGAGAUGAAUGAUCUGGAGAAGAGGAGCAUUCUCAAAAUCCAAGAUUGAUGCACCAUUAGGGAAGUUAGUAAAUUAAACUCUCUUUUCUACUUGGCUUUAGUUUUAAGAGAUUUAUUGGAAUCUUGUAAAUUAACUCCACACAGGAAAUCGUUCAUUUUAAUGAUUUCAGAUAUAUUAUAAAUAAUAAUAAUAAUAAUAUUGAUUUGUCUGUCAUGAUGUUAUGCUUUGGGGAUGUUGGCAUCCAACACAGCCGACUGUCGACAGUGUCAAAUGAUGAGAGCAGUGAAGGCGGGACAGUCAGCAGUUUCCUGUGUGUCAGCCUGUAUUUAAAAACAAAUCUAUAAAACCAGACUGUAUCACUGUAACUAGACUGAUUUUUUUUCUACUCAUGUUUUUAUACCUGUUCUUCAAACCAGCGACAGAACAAAAAGGAUUAUAGCACUGUUGUAUAAAAAGUAAAAGAAUGAUUUUUCUGUUAUUUUGUAUGUUUUCCAUAAUAACAUUGAGGAUUUUUACCUCUUGAACCACAUUUCUCUAAUAAAAUGUUUCUCAGUCUGUUAUUUUA
This is a messenger RNA of Seriola aureovittata, 1278 nucleotides long. RefSeq names its product COMM domain containing 5 (gene commd5). NCBI's taxonomy places the organism in Eukaryota, Metazoa, Chordata, Actinopteri, Carangiformes, Carangidae. Bases 126 to 761 code for a protein of 211 amino acids. Gene Ontology annotation, cellular component: nucleus. The record is from RefSeq and is a predicted model, not a curated record. The transcript is spliced from 7 exons.